AUGCUGUCUCCAGAAGACGCAAGCCAUCCUGGCUUAGCCCGCACUCCCACUUGGGUUCAAGAGAAGCUGUCUCCCAAAGCAGUCAACUAUAUCAAGCGCGUACAUUAUUGGGUCGAGACAGAAUGUAUUCCAGCCGAGCCAGUAGUCAAGGCACAAUUAGCAAAAUAUGGACGAUGGAAGACACCACCGCUUAUCCACGAGUUGCGAGCGAAGGCGAAGAAGGAAGGAUUGUUCAAUUUGUUCUUGCCGAAGAGCUUUGGGAAGCUGAGUCCAGGCUUAACGAAUCUGGAAUACAGCUGCUGUGCUGAGAUCAUGGGACGAUGUUAUUGGGCGGCUCAGACCAUGAACUGCCAUGCACCAGAAACAGGCAACAUCGAGCUCCUGGCCAAGUACUGCAACGAAGAGCAGAAGCAGAAAUGGCUUAUGCCUUUGCUAAAUGGCGAGACAUCAUCGGCAUACAGCAUGACAGAACCGGACAAAGCCUCCUCAGACGCUACGCAGAUCGCUUGUCGGAUCACAAGAGAUCCUGACGACCCGGAGACAUUGGUCAUAAACGGCCGCAAGCUGUACGGCAAUGCUAUGUGGAACGACGAUCUCUCCGUAUACAUUCUCAUGGCUUGCUCAGACCCCGACAACCCGAACCCAUGGAAACGCCACAGCACCGUUAUCGUACCCAAAGGCACGCCCGGCUUCACUAUGGUUCGUAACCUCACAAUCAUGGGCUAUGACCAUGCUCCUGAGGGUCACGGCGAGUACCUCUACGAGAACGCCCGUAUCCCAGCUGCCAAUAUCAUCCUCGGCGAAGGACGUGCAUUUGAGAUCGCACAAGGUCGUCUGGGACCUGGCAGAAUACAUCACUGCAUGCGUCUGAUCGGCCAGACCGAACGUGCCUACGAGCUUGCUCUCAUCCGCGCCACAGACCCUCGCAAGAAGCCAAGAGGAAGACUCAUUGGCGACUUCGACAGCAAUAUCGAGCGCCUAGCCUCUAUGCGACUGCGACUCGACUCCCUACGUCUUGUCGUACUAAAUGCGGCACACACAAUGGACGUCCACGGCAACAAAGCCGGUCGCUAUGCCAUUGCUCAAUCCAAGAUUCUCGUGCCCAAGACAGCGGCAGACAUCAUCGACGAAUGCAUGCAAAUGUAUGGUGGGCAGGGAAUGACACAGCACACAGCACUGCCGGAAAUGUGGACAUAUGCUAGGUUUGUGCGGAUAGCUGAUGGGCCGGAUGCAGCCCAUAGACACCAGGUUGGUAGAGAUCAGCUUAAGACGGUAGGACCGAUCAAGGAGAGGCAUGAUGGGUAUCAGAAGCGGUACAAGGAGUUGUGCGACAAGUGGGAUGUGAAGUAUGAAACUUUUUGA
Recurvomyces mirabilis is the source of this 1362-nucleotide messenger RNA. RefSeq lists its product as uncharacterized. The record is from RefSeq and is a predicted model, not a curated record. NCBI's taxonomy places the organism in Eukaryota, Fungi, Ascomycota, Dothideomycetes, Mycosphaerellales, Teratosphaeriaceae. Gene Ontology annotation, molecular function: flavin adenine dinucleotide binding; acyl-CoA dehydrogenase activity. Gene Ontology annotation, cellular component: cytoplasm. The coding region runs from base 1 to 1362 and encodes 453 amino acids. Gene Ontology annotation, biological process: fatty acid beta-oxidation using acyl-CoA dehydrogenase. The transcript is spliced from 2 exons.